Molecule: messenger RNA, 1832 nt
Organism: Oryzias melastigma (Indian medaka)
Lineage: Eukaryota; Metazoa; Chordata; Actinopteri; Beloniformes; Adrianichthyidae
Gene: vstm2la
Product: V-set and transmembrane domain-containing protein 2-like protein
Exons: 4
Coding region: 221-976 (251 amino acids)
Source: RefSeq, a predicted model, not a curated record
CCACCAGCGCGCGUCUCCCUCCGCCGCAUGUAGCGCCGGUCGGUCGCGGUGAGUCAGGCUGCUGCGCGCACGCAGACUGCGCCGCUCGGAUCCUCGUCGCUCAGCUGGAUGUGAGGAGGCAGAAGAAGGGAAGGAAGGAGAUUGAGAACACUCCUCUUUCGACGCCACUCCACCCCAUGUGAACAGGCAGAGGCAGCAAUCCAGAGCAAACUAAGGAGAAAUGGGGGCGUUCAGGGUGCUGCUGGGGAGUUUACAUUACCUGGGACUUUAUAUGCAACUUAGUGUCUCCAGCAGGCAAGCUGGACACCACGACAUGGAGAACCAGGUCUCCGGGAACGCCGUCUUCACAGAGGUGCCUCAUGACGUGAGCGCCCACAGAGGGCAGGACGUGGAGAUGGCGUGCUCCUUCAGAGGUGCAGGAACACCGUCCUAUUCUCUGGAGAUCCAGUGGUGGUACAUCAGGAAUCAUCUGGACUGGACAGACCGGCAGCCCUGGAUAACCAAUGAGGUGGCUCCUGAGGAGGAGAUGCCAAAGGAUGCUACAAAGAUAAGUGUUGUGAAGGUCGUAGGAAGCAACAUCUCUCAUAAACUCCGCCUCUCCAGAGUCAAGCCGUCUGACGAGGGCACCUACGAAUGCCGCGUCAUCGACUUCAGUGACGAUGCAGGCGCACGCCACCACCGCGCCCGGGCGUACCUGCAGGUGGUGGCGGAUGGGGACGUGGCGGACAACCACAACAACUUUGAGGCUGUGGACGACACCAAGAGGGCGGCGGGAAUCCUGGAAUCCAAAGAACACAACCACCACCAGAGCCACGGGCGCCACCAGGAGCACGACAAGCGGCCCCCGUCUGCCAGCCACCACAACCACGGCGGUGGCCAGCUGCAGCACAAGGCCAGCCGAGAGCUGCGGAAGAGGGAGGUGGACAGUAACCACAGCCACAAUGACUGCACCGACGAGCCCAGCUGUGCUCUGUAAACGGCGUCUGACAGCAAACACGGCUCCAGAUAAAUCCAUUGAGAUGUACAGGAUGACUCAUUCAGGGUGUGGGAGGGGGGCUUUUCUUGCUGUGCACGGGUCUGACUGGACCCGCUCACUGCCUGUAAAGCCAGGCUCAUUAACACCCACUAAGGGGGGGAGGGGUCGGUGGCGCCGGUGGGCGGGUCUGCAGCUUCAGCAGACUCCAAAUAUUCAAUAAAAACGAGUCUUUAGUCCUGCUGUAAAACCAGAGCUCUGUUCCUGAACUGUAAAUGACAACAGCGUCCAUGCUCACACCUCCUCACUGCCUUACACUGUCUUUGAUACUCACUCGGACAGACUGCCUGAUUCCUGGCCUGAAAACGGGAUCUCUCUCCAACAGAUUCAGCCCUGCUUUCCCUCCACGUCGGCUCUCAAAGGACAGAAAGAUGCUUUUUUCAGCAGGAAUUCAUCAAGGUCCCAGCGCAGCCGCGCUCAUUAAGGACAGAGCCGCUCUUUGUUUUUUUGUUUUGGAGUGUGGGAUUUCAAUGCCAAACAAAACACGCCACAGGCUGCAUUCUGUGCUCGUGUCCUCCUCGCCACCCCCUGCUUCUUUGUUGGUUCUGAAAACCAGAAGAAAAAGAAAACUAGAAAUUGAUUCUGCGACUCAUCAGGACGACAAAAUACAAUCUCAGCUACAGAUCUGUUCUGGGUGGAGCGGAGCGAACCUCUAGUUCAAACACUCAAAUCCACGUGUCAAAGUCAAGGCCCCGGGGCCGGGUCCGGCCCUCCGGGUAAUUCUAUCCGGCCCUCCAGAUCAUUUUAUUUCAUUGUUAUUAAUGACCCGAUGUUAUCUUGUGCUCAUUUCUAACUUAUA